Manduca sexta (tobacco hornworm) is the source of this 2343-nucleotide messenger RNA. RefSeq lists its product as uncharacterized. NCBI's taxonomy places the organism in Eukaryota, Metazoa, Arthropoda, Insecta, Lepidoptera, Sphingidae. The annotation marks the transcript as partial. The record is from RefSeq and is a predicted model, not a curated record. The transcript is spliced from 11 exons.
UCUUUUUAAUAAUAGUAACUGCAAUUUAGUUAAUAUUACUUUCUCAUUUAUUAUUUGUGUAAAUUGUUUUUUUCCUUUAGUAUUCCGUCUAAAAAAGGGCGCCUAAAUAUUCUUCAAUAGACUUCAAGUGUAUUUUGUGCUUUAACGGGAGCAUGAGGGCACAAUCAUUUUAUACUACUCAGUGGUUAUAACAAUGUAUGAUGAUUAUAAAUAAAAACAGAAUUUGCAUAAAUUCAUCACAAGCAGGGUGAAAUUUACAUAAGUUGACACUUUCUAGAUUUGAGAGAAUAUGGAAGGAUCUCGAAUACUAACGCUGAGCUCUGGUGCCACUGUGGAGUUUAACAAUGAUUUUGUGGGUGGCUGACAGAACGAUGCCUCAAGAGUGACACCCUGCAUACCAGUUUCAUAAAUAAAACCCUGGGUGAAGAACAAAUAAAACUGCUAAAUGAGAUAGCGACCCUACUGAAUAUUAAUGUGUCCAACAAUGACAUGGAGAAAAUUAUGUGCUGGCUGCGGCGCAUAUUAUAUGUAAAGGCACAAUGUUACACUAGUGAAAACGAUUGGCUCAAAGUAGCUCCAGAUUGGCUGCUCGAAGCAGCGUUACGCCUGCGCUUGCUGCCCGUUGAACAGCUGCCGCAACCGACCGAGGGCGUGUUUAUCAGCGCAUGCGCCAUGAGGGCGUUGUUGCGGCGCGUACACGACACACGCGGCAAACUCGACGACCCGGUGCUUGAGCUCAUCUGGCAAGACGUGCGCCAGUCUGCAAUGUCGAAGCUGUGUUUACGUGUAAAUCAAGGGGACCGGGCUAUCGACCCAAAAAUUACCGCCAUGGAGUGGCGGGUUAUCGACCUCGUGCUGCUCCACUUUAGCUCAGACGAGUACCUACUAGUGACAGAGGACACUCUGGAGUCGUGCGCGCAGAAGUUCGCGCUGGUGGUGCUGUGCCAGCUGGUGCACGAGCACCGCCUGCACGAGUGCGGCGGCCGCGCCGAGCUCGCGCGCCGCUGGGGCCGCGCGCACCACGCCUACACGUCCAGAAAGUUCCACAUGUCGCUGGUGGGGCUGCAGCGGCGCUGGUUCGAGGUGCGGCGGUGCUCGAACGCGUGGCCAAAGUCCGCCUUGCGCACGCGAGUUCAACAGCUUGCCAGCAACUCGUCAGCUGCCUCCUACUCCUGGACUGAACUCGUCGCGGGCGGAAUGGUCUUCACUCACCAGGAUGCUGUCGAAAGCGAAAUCUUCCAUGCGACGUCAGAGUUGAAACUUAGCAGCGAGCCGCGUGUCUUCAUGGAAGAGAAUGGUGACGUCAUAGGCUCUGUAGAAAUUUCAAGAGAAAACACCAUGAUGAACUGUGCUUCUGACCCAAAAUACUUUGUGACGGACGGAAAUGACGUUGAACAAGCCCAAUCCACGAAGGCCACCAAUAAUAAUAGAUUACAGCGCAGGGCCGGCCGCUUCAGCUCCUUCCUUAUGUUUGAGUCUGAUGACGACCCGUGCUCUGAUGAUAAUUUGGAUAACAAUCCUAAUUCAUUAACAAAAGACGAUUCUGAGGAGGAUGUGAUUUCACUAUCAGAAGCCAUUCUGAGAAUUGAAUCUGAGGCCGUGACCGCCAAGAGACCGAAGUUGGCCAUACAUUCAAUAUCGGCUACGUUUGACCCAAAUUUUACAUCGUUUCCUUCGCCAAAUUUUCUUGAAGUAACACCCCUCCCAUCUCGUCCUCCUCUCGCUAACACCGCUCUAAAUACUGAACCAAUAGUAAUUCUGCCUGCUGAAAACUUUAAACUAGAAAGUGAAGAUUCAGAAUCCAUAAGUUUAUAUCCAAAUUUAGAGAGUUCUAAGGAAGCGUCAGGUUUGCCUGAAGUGCCUCCAGAGUCAGACUGCGUAAUGUUUCAAGAAGAGAUCGAUGAAAAGCUGUUAAUGAACGCCGUAGUAGUCAUCGAGAAGAUGGACAUUGAAAAGUAUAUGGACGAGCAACGCUCUGCAAGGAAGAGCGGCAAGAAAUCAAAAUCCAUUUAUGUGGAGGAAGACGAUGAGAGUUCGCGAGACAGCGGGUCGGAGUGGUCGCCGGAGAGCGCGGAGGAGUCCGCGGGCUGGAGCUCGGACGAGGCGUGCGACGGCCGCAUGGAUGAGGCGCUGCGCCCCGUCACGCUGCGCAACAUCGACGAGGUGCGCCGCCGCGCCCAGCGCAAGCUCACUGCGCAGGUCGCGCCCGUCACGCCCGCACCCGCCGCCACCGCCGCUACCGCCACCGCCGCUACCGCCAAUACCGCCACCGCCGCUACAGCCACUACCGCCACCGCCGCUACAGCCACUACCGCCACCGCCGCUACAGCCACUGCCGCUGAC